This is a messenger RNA of Drosophila bipectinata, 516 nucleotides long. Its product is annotated as mitochondrial import inner membrane translocase subunit Tim13. Lineage: Eukaryota; Metazoa; Arthropoda; Insecta; Diptera; Drosophilidae. The record is from RefSeq and is a predicted model, not a curated record.
ACCAAAAAGCGGGAGGUUCCAUCCAACCCCAACUUCACACAUUGGUCAAAUGGCUCCCAAUUUUGAUCUGGAACGUGUCCGGCAGGAAAUAGUGUUGGCCAACAUCCAGGAGCUACUUCAGAAGAUGACACGGCGAUGCUUCAGCGACUGUGUCGGUGUUCCGGGCCUGGAGCUGCGAUCCGAGGAGCGGGAGUGCUUGGACAACUGCAUGGACCGGUUCAUGGACGCGGUCCAGGUGGUAUCCCGUCAGUACUUUCGUCGCCGCCGCCGUCAGCAACAACAGCCGCUCCGCCCCAGCCGAUCAACUGCCACGGCACCUGGAGCAGGCAGUUCAUUCUCCGUCCCAGCAACGGCAUCCGCAUCAGCAUCCUCGUCAGCAUCUUCAUCGGCAUCAACAUCCGCUUGUAAAUCCUCGAGCUCAUACGUACCACUCGACAAGAAGGGCAAGUCCUCGCCAGUUCCCACAUCCCAUUCCUCGGAGUAGUUGUCGAGUCGUAACAGUAGUUUCUAUGAUGU